AUGGCCACCAAUGGCCUCAAUCUGACAUACGCCUGCCACUGUCUCAACGUGCGCAUCACGCACCAGCCUACCCCCGAUAAUCUACCCCCGGCCGACCAGGACUUCGUGUCUGUUCACUGCGGGGAUAAUGGCAUAGCUAUUAACCAUGUGCAGGCCACACUCAGGAGUCGCAGUAGUACGGUGCCCGAGGCGGAUGCCCAGGGACCGCGGAGCACCCGAUUCAUCUCUCUAACAUGCCUCGUAUGCCAGAGCUUGGUGUACCGAGUCAAACAGGUCCUUUACGCCAUUGCCGACGGUGGCGAAGGGCCUAUACUACCUAGUGAUGACUGGGCGGAGCAGGAUUUGUUGAUGAGUGCGAGUGGCUGGGUGGAGGUCUCCAAGAACUGUCUGGUAUGUGGUCUUCCGCCGCCCGCUGCGUCUAGCGUAGCUCAUGAGCCUCCUGAUGUCUCGAGACACCAAGAGACCGGGGAUGCAAUAGCACAGGCGGGAACCUCGGCGUCCUUCUCCAAAGUCUUUGGCAUUGUCGUCCCGUCCGGAGAUCCGAAAUGGUCAUUUCCCACCUCUUCCUCCGUGUCACCACCCUCGAGCACGUCCGAAGGUCCGUGGAGACAUCUUCCUCCAUUACCACCUCUGUUCGCACCUCCACCCUUCACGCCAAGUCACCCAGCAUUCCAAUAUCUCAGGUCGCUCGCCGCGAGCGAAUCAGACCGAGCACGAGAGGCGGCCGAAGCGUACCUGGUCAAGACUGCCCAGGAAAAGGCAGCGGAGUUGCAAGCUCUUGAGGCCGAGCUCAGACGGGAGGUAGAGGUACUGUGGAGCCGCUUCAAAGAAGGUAUAGAUAAGCUGCAGCAAGAGACCACCGCUGGUCGCCCCAUGUCGUCUAUGACCAGGAGACGGUCUAGUGUUCAGAAGGCAGCUGGUGCUAUCCAUGGGAAUGGGGCUACCGACGAUCCUUCGGCCUCUGUACGAAUCAAUGACUUCGUCCCAGCCCAGAGUGUCCCCGCGCGGAUGACAUCCCCUACUUCAGCCCGUCAGGUGACAUCAGCUCUCUCUGCAUCAAUGGCUACAUCUUCCUUCCACUUUCCGGGAGAUCGAAGUAGCGUUACACGUAAUGAAGGCGAUUCAUCGAGAUCCUCGCCCUCCAGUCCUGCGCCAUCCUCUCCGGGACGCUCCAGCACGACUCGUGUAGUAUCUCCUUCCACCGCAUCUUCUCGCACUGUAACAAUGGCCGCCUUCGACGCAGAGGCAAGCAUCCGCGAUGCGCACAGGCGAAACAUGGACGAGUCGAAGGACAUUGCCACGAGCUACAGAUACGUGCUCAAUCUGGAAGCUCAGAUGGCGGAACAUCAGCGGGCCUCGUCGAGCACUCAGGAUGCGGGUCCGUCCAGCGCAGGUACAGUCGAUAUCGUUUCUCCUGCAGCUGCACCUCGCGGGCGGUCCCCUCGCGGCACCAAGAGUUCGAUCAAGAAGGGAAAGGAGAAGGAGAACGCACGGCCUGUCACACCGACGAAGGAGCAGGAGCCUGAAGCCGCAGAGAAGACUGGUGCACCUGCCAAGGAGACAACUCCUAAGGGCAAACGAAAGGUCACUUUUGACGUCAAACCUGACAUCGCCAUCAUCGACGACGAGACCGCAGGCAACGAAGCGGAGAAAGAUACCACGGAAGAAGCUGCCAUAUUUGACAUGGAGGGCGAGGACAACCCUGAACAAGCGAGCUUGCCCUCAAGUCCCACUGCGCUCACCAACGGCAAGUCAACUACGUCGCCUACCACCCCAGUCGUGUCGCCUUCUCGACGCAGACGCCCACGUCUACAAGACGCCUACGGCCUUCCUUCGUCUUUAUCAUCGCUGCGACCCUCGUCCCUGCCAAACAUCCAGAACAUGCGCCCACCCAUCACGCGCAGGGUUGAGUCUGAUCGCCCACGUACCCAGGUGAAGGACUCGCCGGGGAGGGCCGAGAGGGCACGUACCAAUGGGGACAAGCCAGAGGACGAACCUCCUCUCUCGCCUGAUUCGCGAGAGGCGCAGAUAUUGAGCCUGGUAGCCGCCAGCGUCCCUAGUCACAGGAGUGCCUGGAAGAAGGAUAGCAAGGCCUGGCAAGUAUUCGUCGAGCGCCAAGGGCGGCGGAGUAAGGAGCUUGGCCCCGUCUCCAUUGAAGAGGAAGAGGAGAGCGACAGCACGGUGCAGCACGAUAGCGCACGGCUAGGCCGGUAUAUGGAUGAGUUCGACGAGUACGAUGACGAGGCGUUCAAUGGUCACACUAUGAACCGUGAAGAUCGCAGCUUGACGGAGCGCAAUACAGUCGCUUCAUCGCUCCCGAUACCCUUCAUGCGUGACGUGCCCAGCGCGUCGCUGCAGCCGAAGACGUCUCUGACAGAUCGUCCGGGGCUGCUCGUCCCAGCGUUGCGCACGUCGUCAUCGGUCGCUGUCCGCAGACAGGUGUACGCGGAGCGUGAUCGCAAUCGUCAGAUCGAUCCUGGCGCAUUUGAGCUGCACGACGUGGCCGACGACGAGGAAGAGAACGAUACGGGGCCACAUAUUCCAGUUGGUUCUCUGGCAGAGAAGCGUGCGUUGCAGAUCCUUGAAGCUGCCGAUGGGGUACCCUCGGAAGGCAUGUGGCGAAGCCUAGCAGCAUGA
Rhodofomes roseus is the source of this 2637-nucleotide messenger RNA. RefSeq lists its product as uncharacterized. The record is from RefSeq and is a predicted model, not a curated record. NCBI's taxonomy places the organism in Eukaryota, Fungi, Basidiomycota, Agaricomycetes, Polyporales, Fomitopsidaceae. The transcript is spliced from 6 exons. The coding region runs from base 1 to 2637 and encodes 878 amino acids.